AUGAGGAAAAAAACACACCGUUUUAUUUACUACUCGGACACUGGCUGGGCUGUUGGGGCUGAAGAGUCUGACUUUGAAGGCUGGGCCUUCCCUUUCCCUGGUGUGACACUGUUAGAGGACUUCGUGACCCGAGAGGAAGAAACAGAGAUGGUGCAGCUGAUGGACCGUGAGCCCUGGAAGCUCUCACAGUCUGGACGGAGGAAGCAGGACUACGGCCCUAAAGUCAACUUUCGGAAACAGAAGCUCAAGACUACUGGCUUCCAAGGCCUCCCCAGCUAUAGCCGGGAGGUGGUGCGGAGAAUGGGCCUCUACCCCAUCCUGGAGGACUUCCGGCCCGUAGAGCAGUGUAACCUGGACUACUGCCCAGAACGGGGCUCAGCCAUUGACCCCCACCUAGAUGACACCUGGCUGUGGGGGGAGCGGCUGGUGAGCCUCAACCUUCUGUCCCCCACCGUGCUGUCCAUGUCCCGGGAGGCACCUGGCAGCCUACUGCUCUGCCUGGCCCCGUCUGGCUUCCCAGAGGCCUUGGUAGAAGGUGUGAUGGCUCCCAGCAGGUCUGUCCUGUGCCAGGAGGUGGAGGUGGCCAUCCCUUUACCCCGUCGCUCUCUAUUUGUGCUCAGUGGAGCCGCGCGGCACCAGUGGAAGCAUGCCAUCCACCGAAGACAUAUCGAGGCCCGCCGUGUGUGUGCCACUUUCAGGGAGCUGUCGGCUGAGUUCUGUCCUGGUGGGAAGCAGCAAGAACUGGGGCAGGAGCUCCUGCAAAUCUCUCUCUCCUUUCAGGGGAGACCCAUGUGA
Molecule: messenger RNA, 795 nt
Organism: Pteropus alecto (black flying fox)
Lineage: Eukaryota; Metazoa; Chordata; Mammalia; Chiroptera; Pteropodidae
Gene: ALKBH4
Product: alkB homolog 4, lysine demethylase
Exons: 3
Coding region: 1-795 (264 amino acids)
Biological process (GO): protein demethylation; actomyosin structure organization; oxidative demethylation
Cellular component (GO): midbody; contractile ring
Molecular function (GO): demethylase activity; oxidoreductase activity; actin binding
Source: RefSeq, a predicted model, not a curated record